CCAAAUUCCGAAAACAGACGGUUGUCGGGAAACGACUCGACCUCUCGUCCCUGUCUUAUAAAUUCCCAUCCUCUGUCCGCUUCUUAGUCAAUCGAGCGAUCAGACAGCAGUUUUCAUCAACGAUUCACAGCCAACAAACAGAAAUCUGAAGUCUUCAAGUGCCCUGUUCAAGCAGACAACAAUGUCGCUGAUUCCGAGCUGGUUCGGUGGGCGAAGGAGCGAUGUCGUCGACCCAUUCUCCCUCGACCUCUGGGACCCCUUCAAGGACUUCCCUUUCCCAAACUCCACCUCCCUCUCGGCUAAUUUCCGGGAGAACUCGGCGUUCGUGAACACGAGGAUCGACUGGAAAGAGACCCCGGAGGCGCACGUGUUCAAGGCGGACCUGCCGGGGCUGAAGACGGAGGAGGUGAAGGUAGAAGUCGAGGAUGAUCGGGUUCUCCAGAUCAGCGGUGAGAGGAAUGUCGAGAAGGAGGACAAGAAUGAUACUUGGCACCGUGUGGAGCGGAGUUCCGGCAAGUUCUCGAGGAGGUUUAGGCUCCCCGAGAACGCGAGGAUGGAUCAGGUCAAGGCCUCCAUGGAGAAUGGGGUGCUCACCGUCACCGUCCCGAAGGCCGAAGAGAAGAAGCCGGAGGUUAAGGCCAUUGAGAUCUCGGGUUGAGGUUUCAAUAUUUGGGGUUCUGAGCAAGGAAGUGUAUCUUUUGUUGGAGUCGAGUUAUCUAGUUUUGAUCUGAGUCAUGUGAUGUGUGCAGAUAUAUGUUGAUGAUUAUGUGUGUAAUUUCUGGUCCCUUGGUGUUAUGUGUAUCGCUAUGUAAUUAAGGUUUAAUUGCUAAUCAUUAUGUUGUAAGUUGUGAUCAGUUCUCGCCUUGACCAUA
Messenger RNA from Punica granatum (pomegranate), 872 nucleotides. The record is from RefSeq and is a predicted model, not a curated record. Lineage: Eukaryota; Viridiplantae; Streptophyta; Magnoliopsida; Myrtales; Lythraceae.